AUGUCACUUAGAAUUACGUUUCACGUUGUAAAGCUUCUGGUUUUAAGUUUUUUAAUCAACUGCAGCUACCAACAUAAAAACGAAGUCAAUGUUUUUAAUCAAAGUAGCGAAAUAAUUACACCAUUAAACAGACAAAAUGUGUCAAAAUUUUUCGUCAAAAAGUUGAUGCAAAAAUUUGGUAACCACACAUCCAUGAACAUUGAAGAAUUUGAAUUGAUGUUAAAAGUUUUGCAAUCAAGUUUCGUGACUGAAAGCUCAAAUUCGCUAUGCAUUGAUGGUCUGAAAUUUUUGAAUUCAGUUGAGAAUCAAAAAGAAGUCAACAUAACGAAUGAUUUUAGUAUAGACGAAGAACAUUUAUUCACAGUAUGUCCAAUUCUUGUACAUCAUAUAAUUGAUCAAAAGCCUUUCGGCUAUGAAGCUUCUUGCAUCGAAGAAUUAGAAGAAACUUCAGAAAUUGAAUCACGAAGUUCCGUUUGGUUUUAUUCAACCCUCGCUAUCAUUGGCAUCAGUUUAUGUGGACUUAGUGGUGUUGCUGUUAUUCCAAUUGUAGAUAAAAAUUAUUAUUUUUAUGUGUUGCAAUUUUUCAUGGCAUUAGCAGUUGGAACUUUAACUGGUGACGCUUUACUUCAUCUUCUCCCACACGCAAUGCGACCUUCAAGUGACGACAUGAGUUCGUCUGAAUUGAUUGAAAUGAUGAUGCAUCGGGGAAUCGCUGCCUUAUUUGGAAUCAUUUUAUUUUGUUUCAUUGAACGUAUUCUAAAUAUGAUAACAUCAUACAAAGAUCAUAAGAAACUUCCACAACAUAAGGCACAUAAUGAAGAGAAUGAUUCAUUGCAGAAACAAUCAAAUCAUCACGCCAUGGAUUCAAAAGUAUUCAAAAAAAAUCUUUAUCAUCGAUUGUUUGGAUGGUAA
Molecule: messenger RNA, 912 nt
Organism: Clunio marinus
Lineage: Eukaryota; Metazoa; Arthropoda; Insecta; Diptera; Chironomidae
Source: the annotation of a GenBank genome assembly